GGCUUAAAGCCACCAGCGCCCGGACCUGGAGCCUGGUGACUUGCGCGGAGACCGGAGGUGUCAGAGAACAUUUCUCCAUUUUCCUCAGUGCAACGUUACCUCUUCAAAUAAAAGGAACCUCCUGCUGGAAGCUUCAUUGACAAAGGAAGAAGAUGGUGCGUUCUAAAGCAGAAAAAGCAACACCUGAUUCAGCUGCUACAACCAACCGUCUUCUGUUACUAAACGGAGAUGCCAAUAUGGCAAAUGAUACGUACAUGUCAGAGAAGAAGCAGGACUGGGGGGCCUCAAACAACCUGUGCAGCCAGUAUGAGGAGAAGGUGCGCCCCUGCAUCGACCUCAUCGACUCCCUGCGGGCCCUGGGCGUGGAGCAGGACCUAGCACUGCCCGCCAUCGCUGUCAUCGGGGACCAGAGCUCCGGGAAGAGCUCAGUGCUGGAGGCUCUGUCGGGCGUUGCCCUGCCCAGGGGCAGCGGUAUUGUUACGAGAUGUCCCCUGGUGCUGAAACUGAGAAAACUUGGGCACGAAGAAGGCUGGAGAGGGAAGGUCAGUUACCAGGACUUGGAGUUCGACAUUUCAGACCCUUCGAAGGUGGAAGAGGAAAUAAACAAAGCUCAGAACAUCAUUGCUGGGGAAGGAAUGGGGAUCAGUCAGGAACUCAUUAAUCUGGAAAUCAGCUCCCCUAAUGUCCCAGAUCUGACAUUGAUUGACCUUCCUGGUAUAACAAGGGUGGCUGUGGGCAAUCAGCCGGCCGACAUUGGACGACAGAUCAAAGCACUCAUUAGAAAGUACAUCCACAAGCAGGAGACAAUCAGCUUGGUGGUGGUGCCGAGUAACGUGGACAUUGCGACCACAGAGGCGCUCAGCAUGGCUCAGGAGGUGGAUCCUGAUGGAGACAGGACCAUAGGUAUCUUGACGAAGCCUGACCUGGUGGACAAAGGCACAGAGGAGAAGGUGGUGGAUGUGGUGCGCAACCUCGUCUGCCACCUGAAGAAGGGCUACAUGAUCGUCAAGUGCCGGGGCCAGCAGGACAUCCAGGACAAGCUGAGCCUGGCUGAGGCCUUGCGGAGAGAGCAGGCCUUCUUUGAGGACCAUGACCAUUUUGGGGUUCUCCUGGAGGAAGGGAAGGCCACCGUUCCACUUCUGGCAGAAAGACUCACCACCGAGCUCAUCACCCACAUCUGCAAAUCUCUGCCCCAGUUAGAGAAUCAAAUCAAGGAGAGUCACCAGAAAAUAACAGAGGAGUUACAGAAGUACGGUGUGGACAUCCCCGAGGAUGAGAACGAGAAAAUGUUCUUUCUGAUAGAUAAAAUCAAUGCAUUUAAUCAGGACAUUCUUGCUUUAGUACAAGGAGAAGAGUCAGUGGGGGAGAAUCAGAGCCGGCUAUUUACAAAAAUCCGAAGUGAGUUCCUCAAAUGGAGUAAAGAAAUUGAAAAGAAUUUCCAGGACGGUUACAAUGCUAUGCAUGAGGAAAUUUCGGAAUUUGAAAAUCAGUAUCGUGGCAGAGAGCUGCCAGGCUUUGUGAAUUUUCGGACGUUUGAGAAGAUUAUAAAAAAACAGAUCCAAAAACUGGAAGCCCCAGCUAUGGAAAUGCUUCACGAAGUGACUGAUAUGGUCCGGCUUGCCUUCACAGUUGUCUCAAAAAAGAAUUUUGAAGAGUUCUUUAACCUGCAUAGAACAGCCAAGUCCAAAAUUGAGGACAUUAAAUUAGAACAAGAGAAGGAAGCUGAGAAGUCCAUCCGGCUGCACUUCCAGAUGGAGCAGAUUGUCUACUGCCAGGAUCAAGUUUACAGGAGCGCGCUGCAGAAGGUCAGGGAGAAGGACGCAGAGGAAGAGAAGAGGAAAAAAGAGAAUUACCCAUACUAUCAACCAAAACCAAGUCCUUCCAUGGAGUCUUCCAUAGCGGAAAUCUUUCAGCACCUGCUCGCCUACCAUCAGGAGGUCAGCAACCGCAUCUCCAGCCACAUCCCUCUGGUCAUCCAGUUCUUCAUCCUGAAGGUGUACAGUCAGGAGCUUCAGAAGGCCAUGCUGCAGCUGCUGCAGGACAAGGAUGGCUACAGCUGGCUCCUGAAGGAGAAGAGCGACACCAGCGACAAGAGGAAGUUCCUGAAGGAGCGGCUGUCGCGGCUGGCCCAGGCUCGGCGCCGCCUGGCCAAGUUCCCUGGUUAAAGUGGGCUCUCUGCUCAGCCCCGUUUCCCUGCCGACUGUGCCAGGGGUGCAGGCCAUCACCCUUCCCGAAUAGAUGUGCUGUGAACACACUAACAGGUUAAUGCUUAGCAGGUCUUACAGUGCCUCAGGUCACCUUAUAGUCACAGUCAUGGCCCAACCAUAAGCCCAGGAGCACUUGCAAAGAUCUCAGAUAAGCAGCUUGAGUUCAAGCCUGAAGACCAGAGUCCGCCCUUAAGGAGCAUACGGUGUGGACUGGGUGAACGGUUACAUUUUCCUGACUAGGAAAAACUGCGUUCAGCCUUCCAGAUUGUUCUUCCUCUCUGAGCUCCCUCUGGCUCUUUUCUCAGAACGGGUGUAUGCUAAGCAUCACAGGAGGACUCUUUCCUGGUUUUUGUAACGUCCCUUUAUAUACCUGGUGUUUUUGUUGCUUAGUGUCUGCGUGUGCAAACUCCUAGGAGCCAUAUCUUAUUAGUUUAUAAUAAACUUGUUUUCACCAGACAGUUCUUGGACUUUUUU
Loxodonta africana (African savanna elephant) is the source of this 2681-nucleotide messenger RNA. RefSeq names its product interferon-induced GTP-binding protein Mx1. Gene Ontology annotation, molecular function: GTPase activity; GTP binding; microtubule binding. The transcript is spliced from 15 exons. NCBI's taxonomy places the organism in Eukaryota, Metazoa, Chordata, Mammalia, Proboscidea, Elephantidae. Gene Ontology annotation, cellular component: microtubule; membrane; cytoplasm. The coding region runs from base 153 to 2165 and encodes 670 amino acids. Gene Ontology annotation, biological process: defense response to virus. The record is from RefSeq and is a predicted model, not a curated record.